AUGUUAAAGGCCAAACUAGAGGAGAAGGAAAAAGAACUAGAAGUUUCUCGCCUUGAAAAUGAAGGUUUAAAAAUUGAGAUAAAUGAGAAGUUGUUGGAACUUUCCUCGGUUCAAUCCAAGGAAGAGGAAAUGACUUUCAGAUUGAAUCAAACUGAACAAGAGCUUGUAAAGAGCAAAAGCAAUGUUCUCCGGUUAAAUGAGAAGCAAGAAGCUACCGAAAGAGUGAAGCAGGAAUUAGAAGCUGAAAUGAAGAAGCUUCAUAUGCACACCGAGCAAUGGAGAAAAGCAGCUGAUGCUGCAGCAUCAGUUCUAGCCAGUGGUGUCGAAAUGAAUGGCAGAAGGCUAUCUGAGAGGUGUGGAUCAAUGGACAAACACUAUGGCAAUGCGUUUGAACCUGUUGGCAGAUAUGCAGAUUCUAUGGGUUCACCAGGGCUAAUGGAUGACCCUGACGAUGUUUUUGGGAGCGGUAAGAGGAAAGGUUCUGGCAUUAGAAUGUUUGGAGACCUUUGGAAAAAGAAGGGCCAUAAAUAG
Messenger RNA from Olea europaea var. sylvestris, 531 nucleotides. Its product is annotated as interactor of constitutive active ROPs 4-like. Bases 1 to 531 code for a protein of 176 amino acids. The transcript has a single exon. Lineage: Eukaryota; Viridiplantae; Streptophyta; Magnoliopsida; Lamiales; Oleaceae. The record is from RefSeq and is a predicted model, not a curated record.